AUGAUGAAUCCCUUCUUCCAAAACACAUCCUGCAGCCCGUACUAUCGCACCGAUCAGCCCUGCUCGCUAGGCAACUACGUCAGCUACGCGAUCCCUGUGGCCGGCGUAGCCGAUAUCGUUGCCGCGAUCAACUUCACGCAGACGCACAAUGUGCGGCUCGUCAUCAAGAACACGGGACAUGACUACAUGGGCAAGUCAACCGGUAGGGGUGCUCUCUCGCUCUGGACACACAACCUCAAGUCUAGGCAACUCGUAAACUAUUCGAGCGCGCAUUACACAGGCCCCGCUAUCAAGGUCGGAGCCGGUGUUACGGGCGGCGAGGCGCUUGUUCACGCAAGUGCUUCGGGAUACAGGAUCGUCUCUGGAGAUUGUCCUACAGUGGGGUACUCGGGAGGGUAUUCGUCUGGCGGUGGACACAGCAUUCUCAACAGCGUGCAUGGUCUUGCUGCAGACAAUGUCCUCGAGUGGGAAGUUGUUACUGCAGAUGGACGACACGUCGUUGCCAGCCCAGAUCAAAACUCUGAUCUCUACUGGGCCAUGUCCGGUGGUGGCGGAGGGACUUUUGCUGUUGCGCUGAGCAUGACAUCUAGAGUACACGCUGACAGCAUCAUCGGUGCGGCGAGUUUGAGUUUCAACGCCACUUCGGCUCCGAGCAACGAUUCCUUCGUCUCCGCACUCAAUGCGUGGUGGGCAUUUCUGCCUUCUCUCGUGGACGUGGGCGCGACGCCUUCUUGGAAUAUCUUCGCUGGUAACUUUCUUGUCCCCAACACAACUGCACCUGGAAGGACUGCUGCAGACAUGGAUACGCUUUACUCACCCUUUUUGUCCGAAUUAAAGCGGCUUGGUAUACCUUAUGCGUUCGAGUCAUUCUCUGCUCCCAAUUACCUCCAACACUACAACGACACGGACGGCCCACUGCCUGAUGGUCCUUUGGCUGCUUGGGCAUAA
Molecule: messenger RNA, 948 nt
Organism: Parastagonospora nodorum SN15
Lineage: Eukaryota; Fungi; Ascomycota; Dothideomycetes; Pleosporales; Phaeosphaeriaceae
Exons: 2
Coding region: 1-948 (315 amino acids)
Molecular function (GO): oxidoreductase activity; FAD binding
Source: RefSeq, a predicted model, not a curated record